AUGGCCCCAGGAGUCGAUGAGAUUCUACCUGAGGAGUUCUGUGACGAUUUGCUGGGGGAAGUAUUGAAUACCCUAGGGGACGAUGGACUCCAGCUUGAUGAGCCCGGUGAAGAUUUGCUCGCGGGAGCAUUGAAUACCCUAGGAGAUGAUGGACUUCAAAUUGACGAGCCUUGUAAAGAUCUGCUCGAGGGGGCAUUAAAUACCUUAGGAAACGACGAACUUCAACUUGAUGAGCCUUGUGAAGAUUUGCUCGCGGGAGCAUUAAAUACCCUAGAAGACGGUGUCCUCGCAUCAGAUCUUAUCGACCUUGAUCUUAAUCUUGGCAACGAGGAUGACUACGAUGGCGAUAACAUACUGGAUGAGGCAUUGGACGCGUUGAGGGUUAAUGAGGAGAGUACUUCAGGUGACGCUGGGAUCCCCAUGUUGAUUGACCCGCUGGAAGAAAAGGUGACAUCCAUUCGCAAUAUGGAUCAUCAAUACAUGAGCACCCUAUCUCACUUUACUAGCAUCCUUUCACGAACCGGGAUCAGCGGACCACGGCAUCUGCGGCAAUUCAACUUGAAGAUGCGUGCAGCUAAGAUAGGGUCCGGUGCCCAGUUCACUGUUUUCCGCGAUAACGUUGGCUUUACUGGAACAGAAGGCUUAGUGAUUAAGAGAGUGAACGUGCCGUUGACGAGGGAUGAUGGUGUGAGGUUUGCCGCAGGGGAUGAGUAUCGCCUUCAGCUACGAACACUGGAGCUUGAGGUGCAAGCGCUUUGCAACCCUUCGCUUCGCAAUCAUCGAAAUCUAGCCAAGUUGGUCGCCUGGGGAUAUGACUAUCCUCUACCAGACACGCCCGUCCCAGUUUUAUUUAUGGAAUGUGCCCUUAUGACCUUGACCGAUUUCUUUAAAGAGAAAAAUAAGACACUCUCUGGCGAUAAUCCACUAGAUAUCAAGCACCAGCUUGCUCUAGACGUCGCCGCUGGAAUUGAAGCGCUUCAUUCACUUCGAAUAGUCCAUGGGGAUAUAAAACCUGAUAACGUGCUCGUGUUCAAGGAAUCUCGAAGCGAUAAAGUUCCUUUUUGUGGCAAGAUUAGUGAUUUUGGUGUCUGCGUGGACAUGGAGAUUCCUGGGAGUGAGUUAACAUCUGAAGAUUAUAGAGGUACACCAGGCUGGAUUGAUCCUGAAAUUCCAAACUUUUCUAAAUGGACUAAGGGUCCAUUUCAACCCGACAUCAUGUUCAAAUACGACUCUUAUAGCCUUGGCCUCGUGAUAUUAUCUAUAUUCACCAAGCAGGCUGAACCAGUUGAUCUGGAUAUGGACAGUGAAAGUCCCAUAGAUAUCGCCAUGUAUCUUCUCAAGGAAGAGAAAUCACUUUCAUUCCAGUUUCGAAUGCAUAUCACAAGAGCUCUUAGGACUUUACUCGCCGAGGAUCCUUGGUCGCGAGCCAGGCCGAGUCCUGACCUUCUUAAAUUCGAUUCCUCCGCAUAUUCAUCUUGGUUUUUCGUCUCCGAAAUCCGUCAUAGCGGUCCACUCUAUGUUGGGUCUAUUGAUCAGAUGCAUAACCAAGGCGCUAACUUCUGGCGGCGUCUUGACACUUCGGUUGUUCAGGAGUUGGAAGAACAGUAUCGGACUUCCAAAGAUUCAUUGACCAGAGACGCUCUCUUUGGGUUAGCUCAGAGUAUCACCAGAAGAGAGUCAUAUAUUGACUCGCUACUGGAAGAUGCUGGCGGAUUCGCCAUGGAUCCAGCUCUAGGAAAGCCAAGCGUCGUUGAAAUGGCACGAGAUGUGCAGAAAGCGGCAGCAUGGUUGGCAGAGGGCAAUAAAGUGGUAGAUCGUAAAGGAAACACACUUCUACAUAUUGCAGCGGCUUUAGGUGCUCUCGACGUCGUGCAAAGUCUUGUUGAAAAUGCGAAAUUUCCAGCAGAUAUCCAAAAUGAUAACCACGAGACGCCUCUAAUCAAAGCAUGUCAAGCAGGUCAUGUUCGAGUUAUAGAUUACCUUAUCAACAAGGGCGCGAAAGCAUCGGUUGCGACCAAAAAAGAGAAAUUAACAGCCCUUCAUUGGCUAUUUACCCUUCCAGAGGACUGCAUUCACAGAGUUGCAAUUAGGGGGAUAACAGCGGAGGAGCGUCAGAAAGAGUUCAAAUUCCACAUUUUGUUUUCACGCAGCAAGCUAGCCGUGGCCGCUCUUUUGGACUUGGGCGCCGAUAUCAAUUCUACAUAUCAGGACUCGGAUAUGGGCUCGUCGCCACUUUUUCUUGCAGCACGGAAUGGUGAGGCUGAGCUUGUGGAACUCCUCCUUUCCAGAGGUGCCGAUGUGAAAGCCAUAGAUCCCAAGGGUCGAAAUAUCUUCCACUAUAUGGGAUUUUAUUCGCCAGCCCAUCAUGGUAGUUUGGAUUACUCUUGGCACUAUUGGAUACGCCAUGGUAAUUGGAAUGAGCAUUUAGAACGGACAACAAAGGUAGCGAGGCUCUUGGAAGACGCAGGAGCGGAAAUUGAUGCAGAAUCCCGGGUGCCCCUGGGAAUGACUCCGAUCCUCAUGGCUUCAGAGGAGAGUGACGGAGGAGUGGUUUGUGCUUUAGCAGCAGCGGGAGCUAAUGUCGAAACAGGCAAUGGCGAUUCAGUUCUUCAUAGAUGGGCACGGAUUCAAGGUUCUAAACUUAGCUAUCCCCAUUCUUUUCUUGCUGUUUUCGAAAGUGUCUGUCAGAGGACGAAAGAUAUCGAUGCUCCAGCGAGGCUUGACGAAAAUACUGCCCUCCAUACCCUUAUUUUAGGUAAACGUCCUGAAGAUGAACUUGAAGGAGCCUCUGAUAUUAUUUUUGCCCAUUCUCCGCCGCCGGUUAUUGAUGCACGAAAUCGCCGCGGAUGGACUGCGUUGUUUGGGGCACUUUAUACAGAAAGCAACCCCGAACGCCGGGCAUUAUACAUGAUUGAAAAGGGGGCGAAUAUUGUCAUCCAUGCUGAUGACGAGAAAGAUAUUUUUUUCCCGAUCGCAUACAACAUCGUUUUCAGCGACCAGGAAUGCCAUGAUCUCAUCGUCAAACUAUUAUCCCACCUUAUACAAAAGGAGCCCGACAUGACAGAUAUCAAACAGGCCUACCAGAAAUACUUCCUCAUAGCUUCCGGCGCAAUCCAAACGCUUGCCGCAGCUGCAGAGGCUGGUCGAGUGAAAACGGUGAAGUUGCUUCUUGAUCUAGGUCUUGAGCGCAAUAUAAACAAUUUCGUUAACACGCGACCAUUAUACACCGUACUGGAUUCAGCGCUGCAUAAAAUUGAAGCCAGGCGAGAAAGCCACUUAGUAUCACUCGCAUCUUAUACCUCAAUUGUUGCCCGUAAGCGGGCGUUGGCCGACGGAAAUGUCCACGGUAAAACGGCAGAGUCAGCCCAGCGGGCGGCUGAAGCCUACUCUGGUGCUCCAGGGGUGUUGCAUAUGCUGCGGUCCCGCGGGGGCAAGCGAGCGUGUGAGCUUGGAGCGCUACCGCCAAACACAAAACUUUUAGAACUCAAUCAACCAGACGGCUGGGAUAUAACGGACCUGUACUUCCUUGGGUUUACAGCGGAGACACAGCCUGAUAAGGAUCGAUGGGCCAUCCUAUACGAACUUUCGCGCCAGACAGAGAACUGGCGGGAAAAUCUCAUACACCAGUUUCGCCAAAUGUAUGAGUUUGAUAUAUGGCGACCAGACUUGAGGAUGUUAGAAGCAGCAGUCAAAGCACAGGAUGAGAAGAACGCUAGAGAAACCCCCGAAACAAAGCCUGGCAGCGAAGUCGUGGAAUUUAUUGAUCGUGAAUUCUAUCGUCAGAUUCUCGUAAUGUUGACAGAUAUAGGGCAAGUUGAACACGAGAAUAUUGCCGAGAAAACAAAUGGCGAUGAAAGGGCUGUAUGGGUAGAGGUUAGGGAGACUACUCGCUACGGUUCUAAUGGGCUCUAUCGCACCACUCCAGGAUAUAAACUCGAAGUAGAGCUUCUAGGAAUUCGAGCUUUGGGGAAAACAAGGAAAACUAAGGUGGAAGAAGAAUAA
Messenger RNA from Arthroderma uncinatum, 4002 nucleotides. Its product is annotated as serine/threonine protein kinase. The record is from RefSeq and is a predicted model, not a curated record. Lineage: Eukaryota; Fungi; Ascomycota; Eurotiomycetes; Onygenales; Arthrodermataceae. Gene Ontology annotation, molecular function: protein binding; protein kinase activity; ATP binding. The transcript has 6 exons. Bases 1 to 4002 code for a protein of 1333 amino acids. Gene Ontology annotation, biological process: protein phosphorylation.